CCCGCCUCGCCAGUGCCGAGAAGCCAGUCUGGAGGCGCGCUUGGUGGCGGCGGCGGCGGCGGGGUGCUGGUUGUAGAAAGAGCCCGGCAGAGCGCGCGAGAGAGAGAGCGAGCGGGCGAGCGCGAGCAAAGAAAGAACGCGGCGGGGAUUUCCAGAGUGGGCUCGAGGGCGGGAGAGGAAGUGCCGGGCGGGCGGGGGAAAGGAAAAAAAAAAAAAGAACCAGCCGGGGCAGCGCACCAGGGACUUUCCAGCCGAGGCAAGGCAAAGACUACGUUUGGCUGAACUGCUGCAAGGACAGCAGUGGUCGGUAGUGCUGGCGUCCGCGGUUCUUUUUGCCCCCCCCUCUCCCUUCUUUUCCUCAGGCGCAGAGGAUAGCUUUAUAGCAAGUGCAGAAGAAGGAGCAGUUAAAAGAUACAACAUGAAGGUUAAAAGAGUCCACAUUUGAUGACAUCAACUUGGAGUAGCCUGAGUGUUCACUUUUCUUUGACGUUUUCCUCUAAUCAAAUUUAGAUGUUCUUAUCCUUUUCAUCUUUCAUACAGUAUUUAUUAAUUCCAACAUGGAUGGAAGCAAGAAAGCAGACCCUCCAGUUUUAGUGGAAACAAAACAGCAGAAGGCAAAUCCUGAUCGCCACCCUAUGCCAUCCAUUUAUGUACCAGAACAAGGUGGUUACAAAGAAAAAUUUGUGAAUGCAGUGGAAGACAAAUACAAAUGUGAAAAAUGUCAUCUCAUUUUGUGCAAUCCAAGACAGACAGAAUGUGGGCAUCGCUAUUGUGAGACCUGCAUGAGUUCUCUGUUCAGUUCUACAAGUCCAAAAUGUACAGCAUGUCAAGAAACAAUAGUGAAGGAUAAGAUAUUUAAAGAUAAUUGCUGCCGAAGGGAGCUUCUAGCCCUUCAGAUAUUCUGUAGAAAUGAAAAUAAAGGUUGUCGAGAUCAAUUGACCUUGGGACAGUUGCUGACACAUCUAAGAAAUGACUGUCUCUUUGAAGAACUCCCAUGUCCUCGUACUGAUUGUAAAGAAAAAAUACUGAGAAAAGAUUUACCAGAUCAUAUAGAAAAAAACUGUAACUAUCGGGAAACAACAUGUAAAUACUGUAAAAGCCAAGUACCAAUCAUUAUGAUACAAAAACAUGAAGAUGCAGACUGUCCUUCUGUAAUGGUUACAUGUCCUCAUCAGUGCAGUGUUUCAGCACUCCUCAGAAGAGAGUUGAAUGCACAUUUGUCAGAAUGUAUUAAUGCCCCAAGUACCUGUAGUUUUAAGCGUUAUGGCUGCACUUUUCAGGGAACAAACCAGCAAGUUAAAGCACAUGAAGCCACCUCAGCAGUGCAGCAUGUAGACUUAUUGAAAGAAUGGAGUAAUUGUCUAGAAAACAAGGUGGCCAUGCUCCAAAAUGAAAGCUUGGAAAAGAACAAGAGCAUACAAACUUUACAUAAUCAAAUCUGUAGCUUUGAAAUAGAAAUUGAGAGACAGAAGGAAAUGCUGCGAAGUAAUGAAACUAAAAUACAUCACUUACAGCGGGUAAUAGAUAGUCAAGCCGAGAAGCUGAAAGAACUAGACAAGGAGAUUCGACCUUUCCGACAGAACUGGGAAGAAGCAGACAGCAUGAAGAGUAGUGUUGAGUCCCUUCAGAACAGGGUGACUGAACUGGAAAGCAUUGAUAAAAAUGCUGGGCAAGGAGCUAGAAACACAGGUCUUCUAGAAUCACAGUUAUCUAGGCAUGAUCAAAUGCUAAGUGUUCAUGACAUCCGUCUGGCUGACAUGGAUCUCCGAUUUCAAGUCCUGGAAACAGCAAGUUACAAUGGAGUAUUAAUCUGGAAAAUUCGAGAUUACAAACGUCGAAAGCAAGAGGCGGUUAUGGGGAAGACUUUGUCCUUGUAUAGCCAACCAUUUUAUACAGGAUACUUUGGCUAUAAGAUGUGUGCCAGGGUUUACCUCAAUGGAGAUGGGAUGGGCAAAGGGACGCACUUGUCUUUGUUCUUUGUUAUAAUGCGGGGAGAAUAUGAUGCAUUGCUUCCUUGGCCAUUCAAGCAAAAGGUCACCCUUAUGUUGAUGGAUCAAGGACCUUCUCGGCGCCACUUAGGAGAUGCAUUCAAGCCAGACCCCAACAGCAGUAGUUUCAAGAAACCCACUGGGGAAAUGAAUAUUGCAUCUGGUUGUCCAGUCUUUGUUGCACAAACUGUUCUAGAAAAUGGAACAUAUAUUAAAGAUGAUACUAUUUUUAUUAAAGUCAUAGUGGACACUUCGGAUCUACCAGACCCCUGACAUAUAGCAGAAAGGCAGAUUCAACAGAAGACAACUCCAUUUGGGGCUUUUUUUUAUAUCUGUCUUCAAUGAGAGGUCCUUAAAGCUCAGAGAGGACCACUUUAUGUUAACAGAGGAAGAGUUUGGAGGUAUAACUUGCAUAGGGUCCAAUGGCAAACAUAGCAACCCAUUAAAAAACCAUAACUGUGGUGUAUUUUCUAAACUAAUAGGAACACUUCAAGUUCUGACAAGUUACUUAAUCCUCAUGAAGACAAAGAUCACUGUCAGAAAAGCUUUUUGUAAUUUAUUGACAAUAUUUUGGGAGAGGAAAAAAAAAGUAUCUUAUGCUGAAUACGACAUCAGACUUUACUUUCAUUUUAACUAGAAAAUAAAAGUUCACAUGUGGGUUAGCUAGAAACUGUCAGCAUGUUAAGUAAAAAAAAAGAAAUUAUGAAGUAUUGUUGCAGUUAAAGAUAUUAUUACUUUGAACAUCUAAGUGCAAUGUUGUCUGAAAUACAGUAUAUUGUCUAUUUUUAAGGCCUCAUCUGGUCUCUGUUUUAAAAAUUACUUUGUCAGAAGACCUUGACAAAAAUGUCUAGAUCUUCUUGAAAGUGUCUAAAUCAGAGUCAUAUUUUUGUUUAGAGUUCUAUUAAUUGCUACAGAAAACAUUUUAUUUUAAAACUGUUGAUAGACUGAUAUUUCUUGGAAGAAAAAAAAAAGAUCAAAUGCAGGUUAUCACUUGUGAUAUGAAAAGAAACUAUUCAAUACUGCUGUUAUUUCUCUUUAGAAAUGUAAACCUACAAUAUAUGUCGUAGUUAAUGACACUAUUUCAAAAUUAAGGAAAAAAAUCACUCAUGGAUGCUGUGCAUCAUUAUCAGAUUUAUAAUUUUCACCCUAAAAUAGGGCAUUUGUUGAACUUUGGAGUUCUAAAUGGAAUCCUGUAUGUUUUUAAAGUUCUGCCUCAUGCGCUCAGACCAAGCUCUAUAAAAUAGAUGUGUGUAUAUAAACAUAUUAUAUUAUAUUUUUUGCUAAAGCAUAAAUGUGCAACAUAUUUUUUGGGUUUGAGAGGAGGCAUAGUGCUGAGUAAUACCUAUAUGGGAAACUGCUAAUUAAUCCUUUAGGUGGAAAUUUUUUCUAUCUUACAGAGGAUAUCCGUUAGGAGAAAGCAGUGUCUUAAUGGAGAUACGGUGGUGUGCAUGCAUUCAUGUGCCUUAGCUGUGACGUGCUGCUUUAUAGCUCAUAGUUUUGUAUUCAGACUUUAAUUUCAGAUUGUUAGAAUACUUGUUUUAACUGGACUUUAGGCAUAAUGUGCUGACUGAUCUGUAAAACCCACCAAUAUUUUGCAGCAUACAGAAAUGGAAACCCAGAUUUGUGUCUGUUUCCAUCAAUGAAAUACUACUUAUUCAGGUGCUAUAUUUUUUGUUCACGGUGCUCCUAUGGAGCUAGGACUUCUGACAGUGCCCCUUUCCUUCAGUUUCCAAAUCAGUAGUGAAACUGCUGCACGAUAAAAUGCCUCAGAGUAGCAGAGCUAAUCAUUUCAAUUUGGCUCAAUUCAGAAUUGUAAAAGAAUAGAUUUGCUAGCCAAUUCACAAUGAUGGUUUUCUGGCAAACUGACACCUAUCCCUGCAGGGAAACCCACAGGAGCCUCCUACUUAAACAACUACCUGAGCUUUACUAGAAAGCAUUCUCCAGCCUUUAAAUCAUGCAGAUUGCAACCCACAGAAUUUACUUACUUCUGUUUUAAUAGUCCUUUGUGAGACUAGUAAGUCUAAUGGCAUAGCUUGAGCGUACACCAACCAUGUGGGUGCUGCUUAAUUGCAUGGGUGCUGUGUAAUCUGAAUGCUCCCCUAGAACGAACUGAUGUGGAUCUGGAAAAAGAAAUUGUGUGGCCUGUUGUCUAGCCAGUGAUGUUACAUCCAUUGAGCUUUCCUCUUACGUUGGGCAUUAUAGACAGAGUUCAUGUCUAGGACUCAGUUGAAUUGUCAUGUUUCAUUGUUGUUUUUCUUGCCCUUGCCAUUGGUCUUUAUGGCUGUGCCUUCCUACCCAGUGCCUGCAAGAGGUAUUUUUCUGUUAAUAAAUAUACAGUGCAUGCUGAAUGGUUUUCAUGGGUUUUCAAGCCACCUGCUUAAAUAGGGCCUGCUAUUUGGCAGCCAGAGCAUUUUGUAGCAAUAUGUCUUCCUAUUCUUGCCUUCCAUUAUUCAGGUGCUGUAUUCUGUCUUUCUUAUGGUUCUUAGGUGUCAACUGGUACAAAUCAAUGUAAGAAGGCAAGCGUUACCAUUCUAGUUCUGAUACAAAAGGAAGACUUCCUACUCAAGAUCUAUAUGCCACAAUUUUACGCAGGCUGAUGUAAACCCAUCACCUUUUCUUAGGGGAAAGAAUUAACCUGGCUUCUCAUACUAUUCUAAUAGUCAUGAAUAUAGGUAGCUGAGCUUUUGUAUAUGCAUUACAGAAUUUUACUGAAAACAGGAUUCCCUAGUGAAGAUGUCCAAAGGGCUCAGUACCCAUAGCUUCUGCAUCAUGCAGUUAAUGUCCAAUUGAAAUAUGUUAGUUGUGUUCUAUAAUCUAGACCAGUGGUCCCCAACCCCCGGUCCGUGGACCGGUGCCGGGCCGUGGAGUACCUGG
Molecule: messenger RNA, 4862 nt
Organism: Thamnophis elegans (Western terrestrial garter snake)
Lineage: Eukaryota; Metazoa; Chordata; Lepidosauria; Squamata; Natricidae
Gene: TRAF3
Product: TNF receptor associated factor 3
Exons: 13
Coding region: 558-2261 (567 amino acids)
Biological process (GO): regulation of cytokine production; protein K63-linked ubiquitination; Toll signaling pathway
Cellular component (GO): plasma membrane signaling receptor complex
Molecular function (GO): zinc ion binding; tumor necrosis factor receptor binding
Source: RefSeq, a predicted model, not a curated record